Molecule: messenger RNA, 1132 nt
Organism: Cutaneotrichosporon oleaginosum
Lineage: Eukaryota; Fungi; Basidiomycota; Tremellomycetes; Trichosporonales; Trichosporonaceae
Source: RefSeq, a predicted model, not a curated record
UGUCCUUGGCCCUCGUCCACUUUCCCUCGGUUUCUCCGACGCCGACUGACUGCUCACAGCGUACUCAUAGCUUACUGUUGACUCCAAUAUAAAUUCUGCCCCCUCUUCGCUGGCCUCAUCGUCUGCACGAUGGCCAACGCAGGCGAGAACCGCGAGAUCUGCGACCUGCGCGAUACCAGCGACACCCUCGACCCGCCCGGCGCUUCAGCGCCCACUCCCGCUCGCGCGCCGUCACCGCCGCUCCUCACCCCUACGCAUGCGCACGUACUGACCGCCCCUCGUGCCCCCAUCCGCCGCGCAAGCGCCGGCGACCUGCCUUCUGCGCAGCUCCACCCCGCGCAGCAGGUCGCGCAUUGGCUCCUCGCGCCGGCACCUCAUCGCUUACCGCCUCACGAGACUCGACCCGUGCCGCAGCCUCCAUCAUUUUCGAUUAUGCCCAUGCCCAUGCCUUUCCAGACGUCCCCGCCCGCCUGCCCUAGCCGGGUAUGGGGCAGCCUAGGCCCGGGGCCGAUAUGCGAGGCGUGCCGAAACGCUGGCGCCCGCUGUUCCGGAUACCCGUGCGCAGCCUGCGCGUCGGGCGGCACGCAGUGCGUGCGUGCCCGCGCAGCGGGGCGGCACAAACGGCGCUUUGCAUCUGACGGUGCGCCUGUUGCAUCUACGAGCCACGCGGCGCGCGCGCCCACGAGCCCGCUCGCGCCUGCGCCGACGGCCGCGCGCCCCGGUGCUCGACAGCUCGAGAGCCGCGCGCGGGUGGUGCUGCGCCGCCGCUCAGUGCCCGCGCUGUUGGGCGGUGCGCCGCGCGGGAUGGGAAGCGAUCGACACUCGCACGGCGGUCCGACUAGCACGGGGCGGAAUGUCGGCUCCACCCGGGGGUGGGCGAGCGAUUCGAGACGCACGCAUGGGUGAGAUUGUGAGUGAGACGUCACGAAGGGAAUGCAGAGGCAAAGACGGGCGUCACGGGCGUGAGCUGACGCCAGGUGAGGAAGGUGCCAGAUGUGUCUGUUUACGAUGGGAGAAUAGAGAGUAGUGUGUGGGAGGGGCUGGCAUACGUUAGGCGUCAGUGUGUUGGGGAGCUGGCCAGGGCGUGUUGAUAUCUGGUGGAGGAGGGGUUGUCGAGGUGACGCGUGAUACG